AUGGAAGAGAUGGCUCAUGGGUUAGAACUUAGCAAUGUCAAUUUCAUAUGGGUUGUUAGGUUUCCAGUGGGACAAAAAACUAGGGUUGAGGAGGCACUCCCAAAAGGGUUUCUUGAGAGGGUAGGGGGGAGAGGAUUGGUCAUCCAAGGGUGGGCCCCACAAGUAAAAAUUUUGGAGAAUCCAAACGUUGGUGGCUUUGUGAGCCACUGUGGGUGGAGCUCAGUAAUGGAGGGGAUCAAGUUUGGAGUCCCUAUAAUAUCUGUGCCUAUGCACCUUGAUCAGCCAAUCAAUGCUAGGCUCUUGAGUGAAAUUGGUGUUGGUGUGGAGAUCAUGAGAGAUGAUAAUGGGAAGAUUUUAAGAGAAGAAGUGGCUAAAGUGAUCAAACAGGUUGUGAUGGAGAAAAGUGGUGAGGCUGUGAAGAAGAAAGAGAGAGAAUUGAUGGUGGCUAGUGGCGGCGGCGGGUGGUGGUUGGUGGUGGUAAGUGGGUGCUUAGUGGUGGUGGCUGGUGGUGGUGGGGGAUGGGCGGUAGGUGGUGGUGACGAAAGACGGUAG
Molecule: messenger RNA, 552 nt
Organism: Camellia sinensis
Lineage: Eukaryota; Viridiplantae; Streptophyta; Magnoliopsida; Ericales; Theaceae
Source: RefSeq, a predicted model, not a curated record